UUUUUUUUCUGGUGUGAUAUAAAGAAAUUGCAAUGAAAAUCAAUUUCGAUUGAAUCCAAUUCUUUAUUGUAAACAACAGCGAUUUUCCUCAAAUUUUUUUCAUUCAAGUGCCCAUCAUUAUUAUCAUCAUCUCCGCCACCACCACUAAUAAAUUAUUUGAAAAUUUAAAUUUCUUUUUUUUAAUUAUUCCGGUAAUUCUAAGAAGAAGAAAAAAUAAAUAAUCCAAAAAAAUGCCUGCUGCAAUAGUUGAAGAACCACCGGUUCCGGCAAAGCCGAAAACCGAACUUGAAGCAAUACAAAUGCAAGCAAAUCAAGCGACAGAUGAAUCACUUGAAUCAACAAGACGUAUGUUGGCACUUUGUGAAGAGAGCAAAGAAGCCGGUAUUCGUACAUUGGUUGCAUUGGAUGAACAAGGUGAACAAUUAGAUCAUAUUGAAGAAGAUAUGGAUAAAAUUAAUACCGAUAUGCGUGAAGCGGAAAAAAAUUUAACCGGUAUGGAAAAAUGUUGUGGUAUUUGUGUUUGUCCUUGUAAUAAAUCAAAAGAAUUUAAAGAAGAUGCAAGUACAUGGAAAGCAUCUGAAGAUGGUAAAAUUGUUAGUGGACAACCAACACGUGUUGUUGAUGAACGUAAUGGUGGUGGUCCAAUGACAACAUCAUAUAUAGCAAGAAUAACAAAAGAUGCACGUGAAGAUGAAAUGGAAGAAAAUAUGGGACAAGUAUCAACAAUGAUUGGUAAUUUAAGAAAUAUGGCUAUCGAUAUGGGUAGUGAAAUUACAUCACAAAAUUCACAAUUAGAUCGUAUUAAUCAAAAAGCUGAAUCGAAUAAGAAUCGUAUACAAGGAGCAAAUGAACGUGCACAAAAAUUACUUAAAUAAUAAACAAAAACAAAAACAAAAACAAAAAUUUUAUCCAUUUUAUCUACCUACCUACCUACCUAUCUACUCACACAAAUACAAUAAAAUUUUGCAAUGCAUCAAUCAAUUCAAGCGAUUCAAU
This is a messenger RNA of Dermatophagoides pteronyssinus (European house dust mite), 996 nucleotides long. It is a transcript of the gene Snap25, whose product is annotated as Synaptosomal-associated protein 25kDa. The record is from RefSeq and is a predicted model, not a curated record. NCBI's taxonomy places the organism in Eukaryota, Metazoa, Arthropoda, Arachnida, Sarcoptiformes, Pyroglyphidae. Gene Ontology annotation, biological process: synaptic vesicle priming; exocytosis; synaptic vesicle fusion to presynaptic active zone membrane. Gene Ontology annotation, molecular function: SNAP receptor activity; syntaxin binding. Gene Ontology annotation, cellular component: SNARE complex; plasma membrane.